Molecule: messenger RNA, 8100 nt
Organism: Anastrepha ludens (Mexican fruit fly)
Lineage: Eukaryota; Metazoa; Arthropoda; Insecta; Diptera; Tephritidae
Product: protein FAM135B
Exons: 10
Coding region: 1226-6328 (1700 amino acids)
Source: RefSeq, a predicted model, not a curated record
CAUUUUUGAGUUAUGGACGUGUUUACGGAUGCAGCUAAAUGAAGAACGGUGGCUGAAAUAAUAGUAUCAAAUGCGCUGUCUUAAAUUAAUGAGUAAUUAUGAAAAAGUUGGUGAAUUGUGUAAAAAUGAGAAUAUAUGAAAAUAUGAAAAAGUGAGGAAGUGAGGAAGUGCACGUACCUACGAAGGUAUGCCAAAGUGCGAAAUGUGAGUGUUGGCAAGUGUAAAGCAGAGCUAAAUUGAAAAGCAGUAAAAUCGAAAGCGAUAGUCCGCAGUGGAAAUUGGGACGUCGAGGACAGCAACGGAAGGAAAUGCACAUUCUUGCAUGCAUGCAAAAACAACAGCAAAACGCAAAAGGUUCCUCUUUUGCGGUAAUGCCCUUCAGAGCCUUUCAAGUUAAACUUUGAACUUACAAGCAUGCAAACUAUAAGGAAAUGUAUAUCAUACAAAGCCAGAAAGGCUCAUUCUAUGUUGGUGAGUCAAAAAAAUCAAAAAAGACGGAAGGUUUUGAGGACUGUACUCGUAUAUAUGCAAAACGAAAUAUAGGGGAAGAGAAUUCCAAGUAACAAAAAGCGUAUUCGUCUUGCAUUAUUAAAAUUCCUUUCGUGUGCAGCCAAGAAGAAAACAUGACACAAAUUGCAAAACUCAAACCCCGCAAAACACAGCGAAGCCAAAAUCAGCAGCAAUAGCCAGAACAACUACAGAAACGCCAGCAACAGUAGCUUUUAAAUUUAGCAACGAAAAAAUACUGAGCUUAAGCAGGCAAACUUAAAAGCUCACACAAAUUCAUGCACACCCCACUCGUACAGGCAAUCACAGAAUACCUCGCCUCGCUUUAAAGCGUCUACAAUUCUUGCACAUAACACUCGCUCCGAAAGAGGAGGACCUUUACAGUCGUUGUUGCGAUUUAUGUUAAGGACAAGUGGCGCCAUUUGCACAGUUCCUUCAUUCAUCAAGUCUCAACCGUACACAGCAACAAACAGCGCAACCAGCACCACCAGUGAGGACAGCCAGUAAAGUGGUUUGUAAACAGGCGCAACCGCAACGUUUAACAAAGAUUCUUGGCAGCAUUCCACCCUUAUCCGGCUCCAAACUCAUGCUCUCCAACAUAGAGUUUUCUACGUCAGCAGAAUAAAAUAGUGCCGUAGGUGUUUUGCUGUUGCAACGCAACGCAAAAAGCGAGCGGCUUGGUACUUGAGGACGGUGACGUUGGUGUGCUCGACUCGGUAUGGGCGACCUGCAAGCAACAAUUGAAUUUUCCAUUGAGCUCUACAAAUUCUUCAAUGUUGACUUAUUUCAACGAGGCCUCUACCAGGUGCGCUGCGGCCUGCGCGUCUCACCACGACUUCCCGUCCAAGUGGAAACCAGCAUACCAGAUACACCGCAAAACAACGCACAUGCAUCGGAAAAUCACACACAAACGCAGACAGUCACCAACGGUGGUAACGGUGGCGAAAGCAGUGGCGGUGAUGGUGGUGAUGGGGAUGUGCUGCAAGAGCAGCGCGAGCAGCAGGAUGCGAUGCCAAGUAUGCUACAGAACGGCGGAAGCUUAUUGUCAGGAUCUGCAUGCAUAAUCAACGGUUGUGGUGCAUCGCGCGUUUUUCAGAUUCUCUACAGGAAUGAGGAAGUAACGUUACGUGAUGUCAUUCACUUUCGCACACAUUUGCUGGUCGACAGCCGUCACUUGAAGGAAUCCAUUGAACGGGCAGAAUUCUCAUUGCACUUGGAGUUGUGGUUUGGGGAACAAAACGGCAGCAGCUCAUUAUCAUUGGCCUCUACACGCACCAUACAGCUGAAUUUCCAUCCAGGUCGAGGGCUACACUACCAUUUGCCGGUGCUGUUCGAUUACUUCCACUUGGCCGCCAUUAGCGUUGGCAUCCAUGCCAGUUUGGUGGCAUUGCAUCAGCCCUAUAUAAACGCCCCUAAAAGCUCGAAAGCUUGGAGCGGUAAACUAAACUGCCGAGGUAGCAUGUCCCCCGGUCCACUGGAGGCCGUCUUUUUCGGUCCCCAAAUUGUGGGUACCACCAAAUGUAGCGGCGGACCGGCUGGUCGGCUUUUGCAAUCGCGACAGAUACAUCAUGAAGUGUGCAGCCUGUUGUUGGGCGCCAUCGAGAAUCUGAAAGCGACCCUCAAUGAGUUUAGCACAGUGCUGACGAAAAGUAUGAUUAAUCAAAUCGGUUCGCCACCUUUACGAGAGAACGAUGCCUCUGAACGCUUGCAGCACUUAACCGAAGAAGCGAAGCUCCAUGACACCGAAGAAGACUUUGCCAUACGUGCCAAUUCCGACAUCGCUCAGCUGUGUGCCGAGUGCAUUAUGUACUGGCGGCGAGUAUUACUAGCCUCUUCUCAAACCGCAGUGCACACCCUGCUUGCCAAGAAGCACCACAUCUUGCGAGUGCAACGUUUUGCCGAAGGUUUCUUUGUCAACGAAAACCCGCGUCAUUCUGCAGCUGGUUGCUAUGAUAGUAACUAUCAAAACUAUGUAGCUAUAGCCGAAAUGGCGCGUCGCAGCCGCUAUUUACAGUCUCUGCCACCGUUGCCGGUACAUUGCACACCCAUUGAUGGUGACGCCAGCUCGUUACCAUUGAUAUUCGAAGACCGUUAUGUGGAGCCACCAAGCUAUACACGAAGGCGUCCCGGCAGCGAUCCGCAUUUGAAUAGUCACGAAAGUCUUGUGAGCUCUUGUGGCAGCAGUACAACCAAACCACCGCCGCCUCCCUGCAUGAUGGAUAAGACGCACUCGGUGAAUAGUUUGAGCGGACGCAGUUCGAACUCUAAGGAAUGUGCUUGCACCGUAAAUUUCGAAUAUCAGAGUAGUCCUGGCUGCGUAGCGGGUGUUCUUACGCCACGCUUUGCAUUGGGUGGAGAAAUAUUGCAAGCGAGUUUAACUAUUGCGACGACGGCAGCAGCCAAAGCACCUGAUGCACUUUAUCAACGGCAGAUGUCGCGUCACUCCGUAACAGGCCUACUCGAAGACGGUGAUGAUACCGAGGCAACUAAGGAGUAUAAUUAUAAUAGUAGUGGCACAUUACCGGCGCGCCACAGCAAAUCUUUGGACCAACUAGACGGCACAGUUCACAGCACUCCCUCAUUGCGCACUCACAGCCAUACACAGCAACUGAACAUGCAUACUUCACAAACACAGUCAGAGUCUAAUUAUAAGCAUUUUAGUGAUGGCGCCAGUGCCUCCAGCUUAGCCAACAAAAUCGACCAGUCAAUGUCGCGUAAACAAAAGGCGCAAGCCGAAGAUCUUAUGCGCAACAUUUCGGAGUUCCGACAGAAGUACAAAAGCUGUGAGGACGGCAAACGGUGUGAAUCGAAAUUGCAUUUAAGCAACAAUGGCACGCACGCCAACAAUUUAAGCUCGACUGGCUGCAGCCGAGCCGUCGUAAGCACUGUAAAUCACCAGCUCGGUAGCAGUAGCAACGAACGGGCGGGCAAAUUCGACUAUCUGCACGAGAUACGCAUGCUAAAUUCCCCAAAACAACUUACGCUGUGCUCGCAUUACAAUUCGCUACCAAAAUACAACGGGGAUGGUUUAAUUCCACCGAGAAACUCAUAUCCACCCAUUAAGUCUAAAACAAUGAAUGGCUGUUUAGAAAACGGUACUAAAGUUAUCUCAAAGUCCACGCAGGCAUCUACACAACAACAAACCACUAUACCGCGCAGUAGCUCUUCGCAAGCAUUGCGUCAGAAGUUCCCAGCCGAUACUAGCAUACAAACGAACUCGUCGUCGACUAUUCCGCGAUCAGUAGAAAUUGCACGAGUUCGGGUAUCAGACCUGAAAGAAAUGUUGAAGUGCGGCACACUCAAAAAAGAGUCAAGUAGCUCUGAAAGUGAUAUACCCUCCAAAGUGCUAUCAUCAAAAAGUAGCGACCACAAAAUGCUCUCUUCGGCCAGUGUUCCCUUUAAACUAGAAUCGUUGAACACAACAAGCAGUGAACAAAACACAAGCGGCUUUAGUGAAUCACUACCGAAUCUAGCACCACCACCACAGUUCGGCUCUGGAUCGGGACAAAAGAGGAAGCUUGUGCUUAGCAACUCUACGUCGUCGCUAAGUGAGGAAAGUGGUUGGGUCUCUAGCCGACGCAGCUCACUGGGGCCGUCUAGUCCUGAAACAAUCACAAAUAAUGAAAAAAAUGAGAAAAAAGAACAAGCACAUAUCAACGGUAUGGAGACACGGCUCAAUGGUGAGCAACUACGUCUCAAAUUACAACAACUAUUAGAUCAGCAAAAUCAAAAGACCAUCAAAAAACACAAUUCAGCGAAGCAUGCGAAUCAAAAUCACAAACUCAACACGACCAGUAAUGAAAUAUCUAUUCAUCGCAAAGUAUCAUCAGUAACAUUAAAGAUGAAACCCGAUUACAGUAGAACCGAAUUGCAUUUGCGCCGUCAUUUCCAGCAUCUGCCGAAUGGCGAGUCGACGGAAACGGAUGAUUUAGAAAUUCCCUCACGAAGGGAACGCUCGAAACAUAACAAACAUGAAAAAUCCAAAUCAGACUUUGAUUUGGCUAGUUUAAAAGAAAACACACCACUAGAAAAUGUGCGAGUGCCCCCGCCCCAACAAUUCCAAGACGAUCUACUACCACCAGAUGAGUUUCGCGAUCCACCCUUACUGGAUGCACAUGAAAAAGAUGCCAUAAGGAAGACGAAGUCCAACAAUACGACAACUACAGACACAUCCAAAAAUAAUAGCAGCAAGAAAAAUAAUACACACUUAACAACGUCAUCAAAAACUCAUCCCAUCAACGAAAUUCAAAUGUUGCCAACACAAAUUCCAAAAAUGAAACCAAAGCACAACCAAAAUUUAAAGUUCAGCCCGAAAAAGAAUCGUCCGAUACAUACAGUGGUUAUGCAGUCACAAAAUCCAAAAGGCAUGCAACAACCUUCGCCUCCUACGACACUCAUUGCCACACCGUCCCACAUAAAGGGCAUGGUCCAGAAGCAAAGCCUACUGGAGGACCUGGUGCCCUCUCACGCCAUUGAUAACCCUGUCUAUCACAUUUACGAAUCACUAAAACCCAUAAAUACACCCGCCAUCUUUACAAAGAAACCUUUAUUGAAGUCCCACAGCAUCGUCGAGCCUAAACACAUUCAUGGCGAACAACUCUACAACAGUUAUUGUAAGUCGGCAGCGCAUCAACACGUCACAAACGUCAGCAACACCGCUGCACACAACGGCCACAGCCAUGAUCACACAACGCAUUCUCAUUCCGUCGAAUGCACCGAAGACGAGGACAAGGAAAACACAGGCAACGCCCAAAACCAAGUGCGGGUUGCGCGCACCGAUAGCCAAAAGUCGAAUAGCACUCAGUUGUUAACAAAACGAACCAAAACCGAGGGUGUCGGCAGCAGUAGCAAGGAGACAAACAUUUCACUCAUGGAAUUUGAGAAAUAUCGCGAGGAGUUUCGCAAACAAAUCAAAUACACCGGAAGCAUUUAUUCGGACUUCAUAAAGUUAGCGUCCGAACUGCCAUACUUUAGCAUUAGCGACGAGUACCGCACUUUUUCGCCCAAAGGUAUGCAUUUAAUUAUCUGUGUUCAUGGAUUGGAUGGGAACGCAGCCGAUUUGCGACUGGUGCGAACCUAUCUGGAAUUGGGACUACCCGGCGCCAAUUUAGAGUUCCUCAUGUCGGAACGCAAUCAAGGUGACACCUUCUCGGAUUUCGAAACCAUGACCGAUCGGCUUGUAGCUGAAAUACUUUAUCAUAUCGAGACGUGCGGUUUGAAUCCAACGCGUAUUUCUUUCGUCGCACACUCACUGGGUACGAUCAUUGUGCGUAGUGCUUUGGCACGCUCUCAAAUGCGCCCAUUACUACCGCGCCUACAUACAUUCCUAUCGUUAUCGGGACCCCAUUUGGGCACACUCUACAAUACCAGUGGACUUGUCAAUAUGGGCAUGUGGUUCAUGCAAAAAUGGAAGAAAUCUGGUUCCUUACUACAGCUUUGUAUGCGCGAUACUGCUGAUCUGCGGAACUCCUUUCUCUAUCGACUUAGCCAGCGCAGUACCUUACAUCACUUUAAAAAUAUACUGCUCUGCGGCUCCAGCCAAGAUCGUUAUGUUCCAGCGCAUUCAGCACGUUUGGAACUUUGCAAAGCAGCUAUACGCGAUAAUUCCAAUCUGGGAACGGUUUACAGGGAAAUGAUUCAUAACAUAAUCACACCAAUACUGGCACGUCCCGAAUUAAAUUUGGCCCGUUACGACGUCCAUCAUGCGCUUCCGCAUACGGCAAAUACGCUCAUCGGUAGAGCAGCGCAUAUUGCUGUACUCGACUCGGAAUUAUUUAUAGAGAAGUUUCUAUUGAUAGCUGCUUUAAAAUAUUUCAGUUAACCAGAAAAACCUAGCAGAUCAUUAAUUUAAAAAGAACAAAUUGAAACGGAAUACAAAAAUGGCUAUUAAAUAACCAGAUUGACGAUCUAUGACAAUUUAUUUUAAUUUCGUACACUUAAUCUGAUUAGAAUUCUAGUGUGACAGACAGUCGUUACGCGGAUUAGGGAACAGCUGAUUUUUUUUUAUCAGUAAAAGAUGAACUGCAGGCAGCCAAUACGGGUAUUAGCUACGCUGAUACUAAGAAAUACAAUUUUAUUACAAAAAAUCUUAAAUUUCUUAGUCUCAAACUGCUCCGAAAUAUCAAAACAAUUCAUGUAAUUUCAAACGUGUUAAAGCAAACUAGAAUUGCACGCAGUCUGUCUUGUUCUUCUCUUUAAAAGUUUCAUUAUUUUUCAUUCGCGAUAGCUUAACCGUCAUUUUUCGGCAAUGUUGCCAUCGAAAAUUCCCCUAAUCCGCUAAAACUAUGAGAAUUAAGUGUAGUUAUCAAAAGCGCAAGGCAGAUGGAGGUCUGUCUCAACGUGUGCUUUUUCGAAAACACUAUGGCCUCAAUACGAUAUAAACAGAACGCUUAAGGUGAUGGGAACCUCCCGCCAUUCAUUUUCCAAACUCAUUGCGGUGUUGACUGGUCACUGGGUGAUCGGUACUCAUGCGGAGAAGCUUAGAAGUCCGUACAACCCCUAUUGCAGAGGCUGUAGGGAUUCUGCAGAGAAAGAGACUGUUGAACACUUUCUCUGCAAAUGUCCGGCUCUGGCGGCUAGGCGCUUGAGAUUCCUUAACGUGCCCUUUGGGGAUGUCUUGAAGAAAUUCUCCAGCCUAGAUCCCUUUUCCCUCCUCCACUACAUCAACAGCACUGGAUGGCUGUAGAAGGUUUUCUCUGCCCAAAAUUUAGGUAGUGAGUGGUUCACAUUAAGUAUCAAAACGGCAGGUAAGUGCUACUUAAAGUAUGCCUGUGGUACUCUUGCCAUCUUACCUACUUACCUACCUACCUAUUUAUCAAUUCGCAUUAGUUGCACGUAAUUCCUAAGAUAAUUCCGAAUUAAAUCGUUAAUCCCGAUAAACGCCACCAUUUGUCUAAGGUAUAAAGAACCGAAGAAGACAACUCAAGGGCGUGCCUUCGCUCGUUGUGCUGUUGUGUUCAAAGAAGCGAGAGGUAAUGCACUCGGAAGAAAAGGAUUUCCGCUAAACAGCUGACAGUGGCUGGCAUUUGGUGCAUGCAUAUCCCUUCUACAGCAGCGUCAGUCUUGUUAUUUAAUAGCCAGAUUUCGUAUGUUUACAUGGAUGAAAGUUUGGAUGACAGUUGAGUAAAAUAUUAGAAUUUAUUCGUAGUUGUUGGUAUAAAAACGCUUAAGUGAAAAGGUUAGGCUACUCUUCAGAGUUGGAUAAGUUUGCAGGUUUAUGAAACAAUUGUUUUAAAUCUACAAUAAGCAGGGAUCUGGGGAUAAUGUUGCAUACAAAAAGGUGUUUCUUUUUUUUUAAUUUACCAGCCAAAUUCUAUUACUACCUUAUUUUAUUUGACAAAAGCACACUUUUCCAGGAAAACUGCUACAAGUAAUAUAACUGGCAAAAUCAAGCACUGAAAAAAUCACACCAAAAAAGUUAAGUAAAAUCAACCCUAAUCCUAUGUCGAUGGGUAGUUCGCGUCGGGCGCUUAUUUCUACUAUAUAACACCAACAGAAAAUUAGAAAAAAUGCAUAAGGUAUCUUCUAAGCUUUAACUAAAUAAUAAAAUAUCCGAAAAGAUGUUUUCAAAAAAUUGUAUUUUAAUAUUUUAUC